This is a messenger RNA of Ceratina calcarata, 238 nucleotides long. RefSeq names its product solute carrier family 35 member E3-like. NCBI's taxonomy places the organism in Eukaryota, Metazoa, Arthropoda, Insecta, Hymenoptera, Apidae. The transcript is spliced from 2 exons. Bases 3 to 197 code for a protein of 64 amino acids. The record is from RefSeq and is a predicted model, not a curated record.
GUAUGGUUGGGUAUUAUAAAUUCUGUCUGAUACUUUUGAGUAGUUCAUUAGUCUUUGAGGAAACGCUGUGUAUAUAUCAAGCACUGGGAAUAAUUUUAACAUUAGCUGGAACUAUUUUAUACUCUCAUGUGAAAAUGAGAGAUACACAGGCUGUACAGAACAAGGAUAAAGAAAAAAGGCCGUUGUACUCAAUAUAAUUUUGUAACUGCUAGAUUUAUAAUGAAUAAAGUGAAAUAUU